Molecule: messenger RNA, 4383 nt
Organism: Psammomys obesus (fat sand rat)
Lineage: Eukaryota; Metazoa; Chordata; Mammalia; Rodentia; Muridae
Gene: Mmut
Product: methylmalonyl-CoA mutase
Exons: 13
Coding region: 153-2399 (748 amino acids)
Cellular component (GO): mitochondrion
Molecular function (GO): metal ion binding; cobalamin binding; methylmalonyl-CoA mutase activity
Source: RefSeq, a predicted model, not a curated record
GGACAAAAACCGCGACAGGAGGAAGAGAUGAAAAAGGAAAAGCGGGCGUAAUCUGACCCCAAAAUAGGAAUUUCUAACGUCUCAGCUUUGCCGUUCAGAAAGUGACACGUGGGUCAGUUCUCAUUUCCUUUUGGGAGUAUCCAUGCUUCACCAUGUUGAGAGCUAAGAAUCAGCUUUUUUUGUUAUCACCCCACUAUCUAAAGCAGCUAAAAGAUCCAUCAUCCUCCACGUGGAAACGGCUCCUGCAUCAGCAGAAACCCCUUCACCCAGAAUGGGCUGUACUGGCCAAAAAGCAGCUGAAAGGCAAAAACCCAGAGGACCUCAUAUGGCGUACCCCAGAAGGGAUCUCUAUAAAGCCCUUAUAUUCCAGGGCAGACACAAUGGACUUACCUGAAGAACUUCCAGGAGUGAAGCCAUUCACACGAGGACCGUAUCCUACCAUGUAUACCUAUAGGCCAUGGACCAUCCGUCAGUAUGCAGGCUUUAGUACUGUGGAAGAAAGCAAUAAAUUCUAUAAGGACAAUAUUAAGGCUGGUCAGCAGGGGUUGUCUGUUGCCUUUGACCUGGCCACACAUCGUGGUUACGAUUCAGACAACCCUCGAGUUCGUGGAGAUGUUGGAAUGGCGGGAGUUGCUAUUGACACUGUAGAAGACACCAAAAUCCUAUUUGAUGGAAUUCCUUUAGAAAAAAUGUCCGUUUCCAUGACCAUGAAUGGAGCAGUUAUCCCAAUCCUUGCGAAUUUUAUAGUAACUGGGGAAGAACAAGGUUGUCCGAAAGAGAAGCUCACUGGUACAAUUCAGAAUGAUAUCCUAAAGGAGUUUAUGGUCAGAAAUACAUAUAUCUUUCCCCCAGAACCAUCCAUGAAAAUUAUUGCUGACAUUUUCGAAUACACAGCACAGCACAUGCCAAAAUUUAAUUCCAUUUCGAUUAGUGGGUACCAUAUGCAGGAAGCAGGAGCUGAUGCGAUUCUAGAACUGGCCUAUACCAUCGCGGAUGGCUUGGAGUACUGCAGAACCGGACUCCAAGCUGGUCUCACAAUUGAUGAAUUUGCACCAAGGUUGUCUUUCUUUUGGGGAAUUGGGAUGAACUUCUACAUGGAAAUAGCAAAGAUGCGAGCUGGGAGGAGACUCUGGGCUCACUUAAUAGAAAAAAUGUUCCAACCUAAAAACUCUAAAUCUCUUCUUCUACGAGCACAUUGUCAGACAUCAGGGUGGUCACUCACUGAGCAGGAUCCUUACAAUAACAUUGUCCGCACUGCAGUCGAAGCAAUGGCAGCUGUGUUUGGAGGAACACAGUCUUUGCAUACGAAUUCUUUUGAUGAAGCUCUGGGUUUGCCAACUGUGAAAAGUGCUCGAAUUGCCCGAAAUACACAAAUCAUCAUUCAAGAAGAAUCUGGGAUUCCCAAAGUGGCUGAUCCUUGGGGAGGAUCAUACAUGAUGGAAUCUCUCACAAAUGAUGUUUAUGAAGCUGCUCUGAAGCUGAUACAUGAGGUUGAAGAAAUGGGUGGAAUGGCCAAAGCUGUAGCUGAAGGAAUACCUAAACUUCGCAUUGAAGAAUGUGCUGCCCGAAGACAAGCUAGAAUAGAUUCUGGUUCUGAAGUAAUUGUUGGAGUAAAUAAGUAUCAGUUGGAAAAAGAAGACUCUGUGGAAGUCCUGGCCAUUGACAACACUUCAGUGCGCAAGAAGCAGAUUGAGAAAAUUAAGAAGAUCAAAUCCAGCCGGGAUCAAGCUUUGGCUGAGCGGGCCCUCGAGGCACUUACCCAGUGUGCUGCCAGUGGAGACGGCAAUAUUUUGGGUCUUGCAGUGGAUGCAGCUCGUGCAAGAUGCACAGUUGGAGAAAUCACAGAUGCUUUGAAAAAGAUAUUUGGUGAGCAUAAAGCUAAUGAUCGCAUGGUGAGUGGAGCAUAUCGGCAGGAGUUUGGAGAAAGUAAAGAGAUAACAUCUGCCAUCAAGAGAGUUGAUAAGUUCAAGGAACGUGAAGGUCGCCGACCUCGUCUUCUUGUGGCAAAAAUGGGGCAAGAUGGCCAUGACAGAGGAGCCAAGGUCAUUGCUACAGGAUUUGCUGAUCUUGGUUUUGAUGUGGAUAUAGGGCCUCUUUUUCAGACUCCCCGUGAAGUGGCACAGCAGGCUGUGGACGCAGAUGUGCAUGCUGUGGGUGUCAGCACACUUGCCGCUGGUCACAAAACCCUCGUUCCUGAGCUUAUCAAAGAACUGACUGCCCUGGGACGCCCAGAUAUCCUCGUCAUGUGUGGGGGCGUGAUUCCACCACAGGAUUAUGACUUUCUGUAUGAAGUUGGUGUUUCUAAUGUAUUUGGUCCUGGAACCCGGAUUCCCAAGGCUGCCGUUCAGGUGCUUGAUGACAUUGAGAAGUGUUUGGCAGAGAAGCAGCAAUCUGCGUAACACCUGGAUCUUUAGUUAUACUCGAAGAGAGUAGUAAAACUAUGUCUUCUGGUAAUUCAAACACCUGUUAAUGUGUUUGCUUUGGAAGCCUUUCAUUAAAAGGCAGUGAUUAUAAAUGUGCAGUCAUGCUAAUACACAUAUUUAGAGAGCCUGAGUUAAAAUAUGAAAAUCUCUGAAAAUCAUCUAACCAAGUAUUUCCAAAGUACAUUAUUUCAGAAAAUUAAAAUGGUGUACUGCUUAGAGAUAAUAAUACAAUUAUUUUUAAAUAACUUGUGUUUUGUGUUGCUUUGUUUUGAGACAGGGUCUCACUCUGUAGCUCUGGCUGUCUUGGAACUCACUCUGUAGACUAAGCUGGUCUCAAACUCACAGAGAUAUACCUGCCUCUGCCUCCCAAGUGCUGGUAUUAAAGGUAUGAGCCACCAUGUCUGGCAAAUAAUUAAACUUUACAUUUAAAUAAUUCACAGCUUGGGCUGGAGAGAUGGCUCAGAGUUUAAGAGCACUGGCUAUUCUUCCAAAGGUCCUGAGUUCAAUUCCCAGCAACCCACAUGGUGGCUCACAACCAUCUAUGACGAUAUCUGGUGCCCUCUGCUGCCCUGCCAGCACACAUGCAGGCAGAAUACUGUAUAAAUAAUAAAUAAAUUUAAAAAAAUCACAGCUGGGAUACAAAGUGAUUAAAAUGUAAUUAAUAAAAAUAAAAUGAAAAUUAAAAAUAUUCCUUGUGGAACUCCUGUCCCCUUUAGGUUUUUCUAUCUGACAUAAACUCAGUGGCUGACUCUUUGAUCACCAGGCCACAGAGGAAGACAAUGCAGCCAGUCCUGUUGAGACCUGAUAAGCUAAGGUCAGAUGGAAGGGAAGGAAGACCUCCCAUAUCAGUGGACUUGGAGAGGGGCAUGGGAGGAGAUGAGGGAGAGAGACUGGGAUUGGGAGGGAAUGAGGAAAGGGGCUACAGCUGGGAUACAAAGUGAAUAAACUGUAAUUAAUAUUAAAAAACAAAAUUAAAAUUAAAAAAAUUGAUUACUUCAAUUUAGUGUUGAUUUGAGUACUAGAAACUCAAGUUUCUGUGUUAAUGUAUUAAUAAAAUAAUGGAAUUUAUAUUAGAAGAAAUUGUGGAGGAAAUUUGUGGAUGGAAAUAGAUUGAGGUUAUGAUCCUCAGUCAGAUCUACCAUUGCUUGAAUAAAAGUAUUGCGUCAUCCCCUGCACAAUGUAAUAGGGUACACAAGCAGUUAUGCCUUCCACGAUUGCUUCAGUUCCUUCUUAGCAUGAGAAUAAUAUUAUUAAUGUCAGGCCUGGCUCAAAACUCCAGAAAAGAUGUUUGUGAACAUUUCCUUAAAGGAAGUGCUGAUGGUCAUGUGAAUUCUUCUAGCAUGGCGAUCUAAAUCUAUUAUAUAAAAUAAGUGAGUUUUCAUAUCUAGAAACAUGAUGAUUUCUAUAGAUUUUUUUAUUAAAGAUAAGUUACAAAAAUAAAAAUAGUCCAAAGAACCCUUAUAUAUUCAUUUAUUGAAGGAAGAGAAUCAUUGUUUGUUAACAUGGGGUAUUCAACAAAGGUGAACUGUGUAACAAAGGUUCUUUUGUAAACUUCUGUAUUACAGAUAGUGUGGAGGGCAUAAUCAUGUACUGCUGUAGAAUUAAUAAACUACACUAUGGGCUGGAGAGAUGGCUCAGAGGUUUAGAGCACUGGCCGCUCUUCCAGAAGUCCUAAGUUCAAUUCCCAACAAUCGCAUGGUGGCUCACAACCAUCUAUAAUGAGGUCAGUGCUGUUCUCCGUUAUACAGUCAUACAUGCAGGCAGAACACUGCAUACAUAAUAAAUAAAUCUAAAAAAAAUAAACUACACUAUAAUACAUUUUAGUUUUCAUAACAUGAAUUUCGGGAGAGCAUCAUGAUUAUUCUCAUUUGAAAGACUUCAAGGUCAGCAAUAUAUUCUUUGUGUCAUUUUGUGUACUUUUUAAUAAAAUACAUAUUCAAUAAAUAUGUUGUUCCUGUGA